Molecule: messenger RNA, 2985 nt
Organism: Penicillium longicatenatum
Lineage: Eukaryota; Fungi; Ascomycota; Eurotiomycetes; Eurotiales; Aspergillaceae
Product: phosphatidylethanolamine N-methyltransferase
Exons: 4
Coding region: 1-2985 (994 amino acids)
Biological process (GO): phosphatidylcholine biosynthetic process
Molecular function (GO): phosphatidylethanolamine N-methyltransferase activity
Source: RefSeq, a predicted model, not a curated record
AUGGAUCAGGGCCGUUCAACAGGUGCCCUGCAGCCAGAUGGGCUGAGAGAGAGAAAUGUAUCGCGCCUUGAUUCAACUGGAGGUCGCGAUGCUUUAGCUUCUCAUGCUGAACUGGAGAUCAAGGAUGCGGAUGGCAAGGACAAGAAGACCUUUGGCCGCACCCCAGAUGGAACUGUAUUCACCGUGCCCCAAACCCAUGAUAUGGUCUCACAGCUUCUUUCUCCGUCCGAACCGAAGAAUCUGUCUGAUGUGGUGGUUCUCGCUCUGCUUGCAGGCCACAUUUGGUUGCUCUGGGCUCUACCGGCCGGUGCCAAAAUCCCGGUCUUCGCUGUUGUGUACCUGUUCUGGCGCGCGGGUUACAAUGCGGGGAUUGGAUGGCUUCUGCACAACCAGUCGCAUCACAAGACUAUGAUUCGAUGGGCGGAGAAGACAAAGAUUUUUGUCAAUCCGGCUACUGGUGACAACCCGCAUCCCAUGCUGUACAAUUGGAUCAAGCGGGAAAUGGAGACCAAGAUCCCUCACGACUAUUCUUUCGAAACAGCACCUAUUGAAUACAACACCUGGCUUGUCUUCCGCCGCCUAGUGGAUGUGAUCCUGAUGUGUGACUUCACUUCCUACUGUCUAUUUGCGAUAGCUUGCGGUCACCGUCCCAUCGGCGAGAGCGUGAUUAUGACUGCCCUUCGGUGGGUGGCAGGCAUUGUGCUCGUGCUAUUCAACCUCUGGGUCAAACUAGAUGCCCAUCGAGUAGUCAAGGAUUAUGCCUGGUACUGGGGUGAUUUCUUUUACCUCAUUGACCAAGAGCUAACCUUCGACGGGGUAUUCGAGAUGGCUCCGCAUCCAAUGUACUCGGUCGGAUAUGCCGGCUACUACGGUAUCUCUCUGAUGGCCGCGAGCUACAAGGUGUUGUUCAUCUCUAUUAUUGCUCAUGCAGCCCAAUUCGCUUUUCUGGUCUGGGUUGAAAAUCCACACAUUGAAAAGACUUAUAACCCGCCACCACCUCGCAAGCGUUCGGUCAUUGCGGAUUCUACGACCAGCCUGCCUACAUUCCCAGACUCUCCAUCAGCGACAAUUCCGACUGCAACAACUCCGCUCGCGACAACUCCGAAUGCACCAACACCGUCUGAGGAAAUGCCCCCCAAUGCGCCUUCAUCGUACUCGGCCAAGCCACCACCUUCGGUCCACAACCUGUUAGGCAACUUGGAUCUCUUUAGAACCACGGAUUCCUCGAUAAUUCUUGUCCAGGUGCUUGUAUUUGCAGUGACGGCUCUGAGCCCCUCGACGCCAUGGUACCAAUUCUUCUUCGUGGUCAAUGCUCUUGUCUGGCGUGUGUGGUAUUCUGUAGGCAUCGGUCUUCUUCUGAACAACCAAUCUAGGGACAAAGCGUGGACGAGGCACUUCCUCAAAUUCGGUGAGACGCCACAGGAGGCUUGGAACCAGUGGAAGGGCACAUAUCACCUCAGUAUGAUUAUGUGCUACGCCAGUUUUAUUGCUGCCGUGUGGAAGAUGUACACUUUCCCAAGCGACUGGAACUACGGUCUGGUGCUCUUCCGUCACAUCCUCGGGGCUGGUUUGAUCAGCCUUCAACUCUGGACCUCAAUCAGCAUUUACGACUCUCUCGGAGAGUUUGGUUGGUUCUUCGGCGAUUUCUUCUUUGAUGAAUCACCCAAGUUAACCUACAACGGUAUUUACCGCUUCCUCAACAACCCUGAGCGUGUGCUGGGUCUGGCUGGCGUGUGGGGUGCGGUCCUCAUCACAAGCAGUGGAAGUAUCACCUUCCUGGCUCUUGUGAGCCACAUUUUGAGCCUGGGCUUUAUUCAAUUCGUCGAACGGCCUCAUAUGCAGAAGCUUUAUGGCCGAAGCUUGCGCCAGGAUGGUGGUGUAGUCAAGAACCUGAAGAAAUCUCUUCCUCCGUCACUCAAGCAGCUGCAUGGUAGUGUGGACAAGAUAUUUGACGACUCUUUCGAAUUCAUUGAGGAUCUUCUCGACAACGCCCGCCCAAAGCUCGCCGCUGGAGUCAACACAUUUGUCAAAGAUACCAGCGCCCUCUUCCAAAAAUACCCCGCUCGCAUCACCAUUUCUCGCAUUGACGCGGAUCUUGCUGGAUACGAUGUCCGGGACUACUCAUUGUCGGUGGAGGGAACGGACGCCAAAUCUCCAGACGCUACCGAGCAAGACAAAGGCCGCGAGGGAGCCAAUGCGCGCAUGCCUCUAGACCGCCGAGGUGAUCUCCAGAACUUGACUUUCGAAUAUGGUGCCCCAAUCAAGGUUAAGUGGACGGCGCCGCUUAACCACAGCAAGAAGGACUGGAUUGGCCUCUACCGCGUUACGGACAACACUUCCCGAGAGGUUACUCGUGUUUCGUCGCAAGGCCGUUGGAUCGCGACCAACGAGGGCUCCUACGAUAACCUGACCUGUGAAAAGGGCAUCCUCACGAGCGAUGUGGUCAUCAAGUCUUCCGACCAGGGUCGUGAAGGGCAUGAGCUUGCGUCCGGAGAGGUCCUCUUCACGGGCGACAAGCUCUUCUGGACGCAGGGUGCCUUUGAAUUGCGCUACCACCACAAUGGCGUACACAACGUGAUGGCUAUUUCUCGACCGUUUGAGAUACGCAUUCCUCACUAUGAUGAGGUCGACACCUUUGAAGCGAAUGGAAUUGUGCAAAGCGCUGUUGAAAAGGCUCUCCUUCCCGUCGUUCGCAACUGCUUCGAUCGUGACCCCGAAGUUGCACCCGAGACCGUUGAGGAGCAGUUCGGGGGCCUCGUCGAGCGAGAUGGCAAAUUUGCCAAACGGGUUGUGUUUGCUGUUCAACAGAUGUUUGGUGUCGAGUUAGCACCCGAGGUUGUCAAGGCCGAUGGCAAUGUCUUGAAUCUGGCCUGGCGGAUAUGUAACGCCAAGAAGGUUCUUGCUCCUUACAGCAUGUCCCGAUCCAAUGGCAGGUCGACACCAGUCGAUGUCAAGGAGCAAAUUUCCCCUAGAUCCUCCCCUUAA